GGCGGUCAUAGGUUCAGGUCGUGGAACAACCUCUAUUGAAAGAGUCAGGGUGAUACUGGUAAUGUCAAACCCUUGGUCACAGAUUGAUGGGAGUCCGCAUACACUGGACAGGUGCAACCAUGAUGGAUGAAAUGGAUCUUCUCAGUGAGCAGAUAAAGAUGCUAGCUGGGGAGGUAGCACUGUGCACAAGUUCUUUAAAAAGAUUAGCCGAGCAAGCUUCCAAUAACCCUGAAGAUUCAAAUAUCCAGGAGCAAAUGCAGAAGUUAAGAGAUGAAACAAAUGAAAAGAAGAUCUUGCUGCAUGUUCUUGAGCAGAGAAUGAUUGGAUCUCUUGAUGAUUCUCCGCAUUCUUCAAAUAGUAUUAAAGUAUCACAGAAUCUUUCAAAGCUGGCCACUCAGUUGAGUGAGAAGGAAUUUGAGCUUGAGAUUAUGUCUGCUGAUAAUAGAAUUCUUCAAGACCAGCUGCAGAUGAAGAUGUCUGAUAAUGCCAAGCUUGAGGAAACUAUUAAAACACUAAAUGAGCAGCUCAACUAUUUUAUAGGUAAAACCAAAGAAGACGGAUAUAGCCUAUGUAAUAACACGUUGGUAAACACUUAUUUAGGAAAUGAGGCAGAAGGGAUAUCCUUGUUAACUGAAUCUUCUCCAACGAAACAUUUUUCAAUAUCCACAAAUGACGAAUCUAAGGGAUGUAGUAGUGAGCUAUCCUUGAGGACCCAGGUUCUCAUGCAGGCUGCUGAGAUUGAGAAUCUGAAGCAAAAAAGUUUAAGAUUAGCUGAAGAAAAGGAUGGUCUUCAAAUUCAUUCUCAAAAGCUGGCUGAGGAAGCUUCUUAUGCCCGAGAAUUGGCUGCAGCUGCAGCAGUUGAGCUUAGAAACUUAGCUGAAGAGGUUACAAAACUUUCUUAUGAAAAUGCAAAAUUGAAUGAUAACUUGGCUUCCUCUAUGGAAAAAGCUACUGGUGGAGUUAAUAACUCCCAGAUGCAUGUCUUGCUUGAUGGGAAGGAUGCUGAUGAUUACUUUAAGAAUUCAGAAGACAGUGUUCUCGUUGAGGAGUUGAGAAAAGAGCUACUAAGAAGAUGUGAGAGAGAAUCUUCACUAGAGGCUGAGUUGUCUCUUAAACAGGAAAGAGAAUGUGAACUACAAAAAAGUAUUGAUGAAUCCAAACAACACGAACAAGAUUUAGAAAAUGAACUCGCAAGCAUGUGGGUACUUGUCGCUAAACUUAAGAAAAGUGGUAUGGUUUCUGAUGAAUCCCUGUCUGUGUGGUUUGGUGAACCGGAACUAUUAAGAAAACGUUCUUCAAUAACAAAUGGUUGUUCUAGAGGAAGGCUUAAUGGGGAAUGUUUCUCUGAUUAUUUGUAUGAAGAUCAAAUAACCAACUUUGAGGAAAUGAGAUCUGCUUUUGAAUAUGAAAAAAGGCGGUGCAAAGAACUUGAAGGAAUCAUUUCUAAGUUGAAGGUAUGUUUUUUUUCCCUGAUAAUAGCAUGGUUUUCAGUCUUUGUUGGCCAGAGGAUUUCAGGUAAUUUCUCUUUUUUGUCUGAUCAAAUUGCUGUAUUCUUGUUUCUUAAUUGGUCAAGUUAUCCCGUACUAGUUUUUUUAGUAGAUAUUUUUUUUACAUAUUUAUCAUAAUUCAUAGGACAUCUA
This is a messenger RNA of Dendrobium catenatum, 1640 nucleotides long. Its product is annotated as kinesin-like protein KIN-7E, chloroplastic. Bases 87 to 1625 code for a protein of 512 amino acids. The record is from RefSeq and is a predicted model, not a curated record. NCBI's taxonomy places the organism in Eukaryota, Viridiplantae, Streptophyta, Magnoliopsida, Asparagales, Orchidaceae. The transcript is spliced from 7 exons.